UUCUCCACUGUGUUGAAUUACUCGUAUUAGCUAAGAAAAUGUUUAAUAACUUCAAAAAAAUUGUAAUACUCUGUUUAAGAUUAAUUAUUUUUUGUUUCGGCCUGGGAAUCAUUUUCAAUCAAAUUUCUCUGCUUAUUAAUGUUUUUAAAGAGGCAAAUCACUCAUUUUCCAUUCAUUUAUAUUCUCAUAAAAACAAGGAUUGUGUUGUGCCAACAUGGAACAGAGUUACUUCGAAAGAUGUACCAUACUCAGAAGAUUUCAAAAAAUGGGCCGCAGUGCGGAUUGGUGCUUUUAGGCACAUCAAAGAUGCUCAAGUCCGUCUUCUAUCUUCAUUUGUGUAUUCUGAUCAAAUUUCAAUAGUUACAACGUCACAAAACAUUGAUAACAAAAAGGUGACUUGUCGAUACUACGACUGUAAUCGUGAUGAAGUUCCUUACUCUUCUUUCGACACUGUGGUAGUUCCUAUGACAGUAAUCACAUGUCCCAGAAGAUAUGGCGCCGAGUUUGUAAGCGUUACUUUUGAUGAGAAUGAAACCCCUCAUGAGCCGAUCCCAUUGACCUUUAGAAUUUACGAUGAGCCAAUUCAUGAGCUGUCUGUUUGUGUUGGCCCAUUGUACGGAAAAAAGAGCAAAUGGUUGGAAAUUGUAGAAUAUGUGGAGCAUUAUAAACUUGUGGGUGUUUCAUAUUUCUACUUCACUCUGUUCAGUAUAAACGAAUAUGAUCGAACAGUCGUGGACUACUAUGCAAAGUUCGGAUAUGCCGAGUACACAACUUAUAUUACAGAAUAUCAAGAAUUAGGAUGGAUGUUUCACUUGAUACAAACACAGGAUUGCCACCAUCGAAGCCGACAUCAUUCAAAAUGGGUGAUUAACGUUGAUAUUGACGAACGAAUAAUUUACACAGGCUCCAACGAUAUACUUUAUUUUUUGAGGUCAAUGCCAGCGUCAAUUGGAGAACUCAGCAUUACGGCAAAUCGUAUUCUAACAACCGGAACAAUUCCGGAAAAACUGAAAAAUUUUGCAAAUUUACAGUCAGAAUUGACGUUUCUCAAGUAUAACAAGACCACAGAAGUCAGCUGGUACAAUUUCAAAGGAAUUAUACGCCCGGAUUUAGUAUAUGUUUUGUUUUAUCACUGGUCUUUUCGACAAAAGCCGAAUGUUCAUGUUAUUUCGAUACCUAAACAAAUUAUUCAUUUAAGGCAUUAUCGAAGUGUUGAUCAAAAUUCGUUAAAUGGAAAUUGGAUGGAAUUCUACAAUGGAUCCUUGAAAGAAACUAGGCUGGCUCCAGAUUUCGAACAACAAUUAAUCAAAAACGUGAAAGAAAAAGUGAAAUAUGUUUACGAUCAACGAUGGGUUUAAUGUGAAGAAACAUCGGAAACAAUUACCAAACUGUCUAAUUAGCAAGCAUGUUUUAGAUUGAAAAUGAAUUUUUUGAAGGCA
Molecule: messenger RNA, 1439 nt
Organism: Caenorhabditis elegans
Lineage: Eukaryota; Metazoa; Nematoda; Chromadorea; Rhabditida; Rhabditidae
Gene: gtnt-3
Product: Glycosyltransferase family 92 protein
Exons: 9
Coding region: 39-1358 (439 amino acids)
Cellular component (GO): membrane
Molecular function (GO): glycosyltransferase activity
Source: RefSeq, marked reviewed